AUGAACAAGUUACCGUGGAACCAGAUGAUCGAGCCCGGGGAAACUUCUGAGGUGAUGAAGAUGCUCGAAGCAUUGAUAAAGCAAGUGGAGUCUAGCGAGAAAAAGAAAGAGGCCAACGGCAAGAAGGUGGAAACUUAUAACUCCAGGGUCAAUCAGAUCCCGCGAGCACCCCAAAUAUUGAAGGGGCCAGAUUCCAAAGAAUUCGUUCAGAAGCCUUUCCUUCUGAGCGCGGUACUAAAGCAGAUCUCGAAGAGGUCUAAGAGAAUCAUCGACCAGGAGCCAAGGCUGGUUCGAGAUCGAUACCAGCUGUAUGGUGCAGAUCAGAGGGAAAACAAAUCCGGGCACCACCCGACAAGGAACAACAACAGAAAUGAUCAAGGACCGAGCAACCGAGGCCUAAUGAGAAAAAGCGAUUUUGAUAGGUUGCUCAGGGGUAGCUCGGCCAACAUCAUCCGAAGGAGGGUCGUAGAACAAUUGGGAUUGUCGGACCAAGUAAUACCAACAGUCUGGAUGUUGUACGGGUUCAACACGGCUUGCGAGACAACGAAGGGUGAGAUAACUUUACAGGUAAACACUACUAGGACAACCCAGGAAACAAAGUUCUACAUGAUCGAGGGGGAUAUGAGGUACAAUUCCUUGUUCGGAAAGCCAUGGGUUCACAGUAUGAGAGCGGUGCCUUCAGCCUUACAUCAAUCGUUGAAAUUUCCCACUCUGGGAGGAGUCAAAACAAUCUACGGGGAACACUCGGCCGCAAAGAAAAUGUUCGAUGUCGAUAAAGUAAUCCUGGAGCCCGUUGUGAGCACGUAA
Nicotiana attenuata is the source of this 807-nucleotide messenger RNA. RefSeq lists its product as uncharacterized. The coding region runs from base 1 to 807 and encodes 268 amino acids. NCBI's taxonomy places the organism in Eukaryota, Viridiplantae, Streptophyta, Magnoliopsida, Solanales, Solanaceae. The record is from RefSeq and is a predicted model, not a curated record. The transcript has 3 exons.